Messenger RNA from Sebastes umbrosus (honeycomb rockfish), 3708 nucleotides. RefSeq names its product Kruppel-like factor 6a (gene klf6a). Lineage: Eukaryota; Metazoa; Chordata; Actinopteri; Perciformes; Sebastidae. Gene Ontology annotation, molecular function: DNA-binding transcription factor activity, RNA polymerase II-specific; RNA polymerase II cis-regulatory region sequence-specific DNA binding. Bases 296 to 1153 code for a protein of 285 amino acids. Gene Ontology annotation, biological process: regulation of transcription by RNA polymerase II. The transcript has 4 exons. The record is from RefSeq and is a predicted model, not a curated record.
GGAGGGUGUCGAGGUUUGAAUAGGGAAGUUUUGCAGAGCGCAGUUGUUCAACAUCCAGUCAUCCAGUCAGCCAGUCCGGUGCAGUGUUUGCAAAACACCUUGAACGCAACGCGAGAGGAAGAAGUAGCGGGGGACUGACGGACGACCGGCUGCCGAGAACAAGCGCUUCUUCUCGGCUUGUGUCGCAGGAGAGGACCGCUCUUAUAUUCCUGGUUGUUUUUUUUCUACCUGACAAACACAUUUAACUUGCAGCUUUACUAGGCUUUUUUAAAAAGAAAGAAAAGCUGUGGAAAAGAUGGAUGUUCUACCAAUGUGCAGCAUCUUUCAAGAACUUCAGAUAGUUCACGACACGGGCUAUUUCUCCGCCUUACCGUCACUGGAGGAGUACUGGCAGCAGACAUGCCUGGAGCUGGAGCGCUACCUACAGAGCGAGCCUUACGUCUCCACAUCCGAACUCAAGUUCGACAGCCAGGAGGACCUCUGGAGCAAGUUGAUGCUGGCCUGCGGCGACAAGGCCAAGUCCGACCCGACGCUGCCCCCGGCAGCCCACGACGAGGACAAUCAGGACAGCCAAAUCUUGGACACCAACAGUGUGAAUUCCGACGCCAGCAGCGAAGCUUCGGACAGUUCCGAGGAGCUCUCGCCAACGCACAGCUUUACCUCCAACCCCCUGGGCUCCGUCUUGGUUGGCUCUGGACCUUUUAGCCCCUCCGUCAUAAGCACUCCCCCGUCCUCUCCGGAGGCCAGCUCGGAGCCCGGCGGUGUCGCCAACGGAUGGGUGGCCGCGCACGCCGAGCUGCACUUGCCGGUCAAAAUCAGGAGCGGCGGGGUGGCGAAGGGCACGGACAAGACGGGACUCACGUCUGGGGACGCGUCUCCGGACGGCAGGAGGCGGGUACACAGGUGUCAAUUCAACGGGUGUCGCAAGGUUUACACGAAGAGCUCCCACCUAAAAGCACACCAGCGCACUCAUACAGGUGAGAAACCUUACAGGUGUUCAUGGGAGGGCUGCGAGUGGCGUUUUGCACGAAGCGACGAGCUGACCAGACACUUCAGGAAGCACACCGGGGCAAAGCCAUUUAAAUGCAGUCACUGUGACAGAUGUUUCUCCAGGUCCGACCAUCUGGCUCUUCACAUGAAGAGGCACGUCUAGAGCAGGGCGAAGCUCCAACCAAGCAACGCAGCGAAGGGGGAAAGUUUUUAAAAGAGAGAGAGAAAGAGAGAGAGAAGAAAAAAAACAAAACGCCGUCUCCCGACCAGUCUCUCGGUUGAACUGUCCCAGAGCAGAGUGGCGGGAGUGUGUUCCAGCCAAAGCAUGCCGUUUUGCACCAUACUGAAACCCAGUGCCUCCGGGACCUCUCUUUGGAGAAAGGCGCUCUGAAGGUUGUCUGUUGCAACGAAAAAGGACAAAAUCAUGGAUGUUAGGGAAAAGAAGAUCAUUUUUGAUUUUGAGAAGGACUUACAACACACACACACACACGAAAAAAGACAAAAAAAAAAAAAAAGAAAGAGUGAAUGAUGUGUAUGUAUGGUGCAUGAUGUUUUGGGGGGACACCUCCCGGACAGCAGAUACACUGGUACUUUACAAAAACUGUCUGAGGUAAGCAUGUGUGCACUGUGAAUGUCUGAGGUUGGCUCACCGGCCCCCUGGGAAGAGACAAGAAGAGUUUGUUUUGGGGAGAAGAGACGGAUUGAUGGAUGGUGCGGGGCUGGUACCAACGUUGCUGUGGACUGAAUGGGUUUCUGGGGGGAAACAUUCCAUUUGUGUUUCCCCGGUGGCAGCGUGAGGACGGGGCAGGAUGGAGGUUCCUGCCUGUCUGUCUGGCACCCAGACUCGAGGGGGGGGUUCUCGAAGCUUUUGAGGCCUUGGGUUUGACUUAGGUCAGCGACCCCAGGGACCAAAACUCCCCCCCUUGGUCACUGUAUGACAGGAGCUUUUUUGGUGUUUUUUGGUGCAGCUACUAAAUGUGCAAUGUGUUAUGUAGCCUGGUUUAUUAUUUUUUUAUUACAAGCUACAAAGCUCAUUUGUAGUCCAAUUGUAUAAGCUGUGUGCUUAGAGGUAUAACACAACUAUACUAUAACUUCAGUAUCAUAGACAGGUGUUGCAUGGUUCUAGGGUUUGUUCAUUUCACGUUUCCACUGUAAUCAGGACUGCAGAUAGUUUCAAUAAAAGUGCAGCUAAAGUGCGGAGGGGUUAAAUGUUACAAUAUUGUACAUAAAGCCUUGAUGAUUUCCCUCUUUUUUUCAAUUUUCAUCCGUUUCAUUCUGGUUUUUCAUCCGGCUGGAGAUCUCACCACUGCUUUACUCAUUCAUCCUAUGCCUUGAGGAGUAAUUUUUUGAUUUUUUGUACUUUCUUUUUCUAUCUAAUAAUGCACUGUUGACCUUAAUGGUGCCUUAUGCAAGUGGCUCGGCCCGGCGGUAGCGGUGGUUUAGCUCCCAGGGGGGGAAGUCACAUUUGUCGUAUGGGUGAUUUGACAAGCUCGAUCAAGGCUCAAUUACACAUGUUUGUGUUUAGUGACAAGUCCGCAUCUAUUCUGUCGGUUAAUUGUUUGUUUUAAAAUGUUCAGAAAAAGCACCUUUUUCACAGUCGUCUUCAGAGUCAGAUCCGAACAUGUAAAUAAGACAAAUGCUGUAUGUUUAGAGCACUUAAAUUCAUUUAUUAAAGACGUUAACUACUGUGUAGUAUGUACUCGAGUCAUCACACACAGCUCUAAGGUACAAAAACAACCAGACUAUAGGUCAACAAAAAUGUGUAGUUCAUACAGUGCUGCUUCUUAUCGCUGCAUCCCUCUUUGCCAACGCCAUCGUCCCCCCCCCCUCCCUCCUGUCCCUCCGUCCCCUGCAAGUGGGACUCAAGAAACAGCUAAAGAUUUAUUGUAAUUAACAGGCUGCAGUCGGACAGGCCUCGCCUUGUACUGCCUCUCAGUAAUGAAUUGCUAAAGGCUUUGUUGGCAUGGAAUCUGUCACAGACUGCUGACUGUGUAGGUUGGUUAUUGACCUGUCUGGGGAGCGUUGUUUUAGCCAAGCUGCAACACUGUUAUGAAAACCACAGGAGGGGAGCGGGGGGGAUGAGAUAAAGAUCAAGCGUUGCACGUGGAAGUUUGACCAAGCCCGUGACAGCAUCUCCCUUUUAAAGGUGUAUCUGUGUUUGAUUGGUAUUGGAGUUGGAGGGGGGACUCGAUCACGAUCCGUGCCACCCACUCCAGAUCAGCGACCUCGCCGUAGGAAUCCAAUGUUGCAGCACGUUGCGCCGCGGCGCGCUACGACUUAUGGAUUUCAGAUCAGCGGGUGAAAGACACGGGAUGAGUACAAACUUGAAAGUGCUUGCUGCGAUAGAUUGGGGGUAGUGCUGGCAGUGCCUUUUGUGGGCAAAGGAGAGGAAAGCAACAUCCAUUCUGUGAAAGCGGCAGCCAAUACUGUUCUAGAGGUAAUUGAGCCUUGAUUAAGCCCCAAUGUUUGCUCGCAUCUUUUUAUCAUCGCCUUCAUCCCACUACCCCAACUUCUUCUGUCACACACACACACACACACACACACACACACACAGCUCUUUGUUCUCAACUGAAUCUUUGUACAAAAAGAAAAAAAAAACUUUUGUAAAAUUGUUAUGUUUAUGCUUUAUGAAAUUUUUAUUUGAAAUUGUUUUGCAAAAUUGUUAUAUUUCUGUAUGAAUGUAUUUUUUAUUGGAAUAAUAAGAAAUUCUUAUCUGAC